CAAGGUGUGCAGACGCUUACCGCAACAGCAAACAUAGGUCGAAAUGAAAAUACACCAGUUGAUAAACGACCGGCGGCUACUAUUGAUCUCACAGAUGAUGCACCUAAAAAGCAAAAAACCAACGAAAAUAUAGCAGAUAGUAGGCCAGUUGGAGCUUCUCCCACAGUAUCUAUGUCUAUGUCUGGGAGACAAUCACAAGCAACUCCAUUGCAGGAUACACCCACAAAAGCUAACGUGGGUCCCGGUUCAGGAACAACUCCAACAAAAAAUGGAAUGCCUUUUCCUCGAGCUUGUCCAAAAUGCAAUAUUCACUUCAACCUUUUGGAACCGAUGAAGAACCAUAUGAGGUAUUGUUGUCCAGAAAGGAUGCAACAUUUUUUCCCCAGAGUAGGAAAUGUAGAACUUUCAAGACCACAAAAUACAGUGGAGGAGAGUGACAGAGGAAAACUAAUAAUGCUGGUCAGUGACUUUUAUUAUGGAAAGCAUGCUGGGGACCCUCUGCUGGUGCAACAAGACCAGAAGACCAACACAACCUUCAAAUGUUUCAGCUGUCAAAAAGUUCUCAAAAAAACAAUAUAAGGUUCAUGAACCACAUGAAGCAUCAUUUGGAACUUGAGAAGCAGAGUACAGAAAGUUGGGAAAACCACACCACGUGCCACCACUGUUAUCGCCAGUUUCCAACUCCUUUUCAGCUGCAGUGCCACAUUGAAAGUUCACACACGCUCUAUGAAUCCACA
Staurois parvus is the source of this 737-nucleotide messenger RNA. The record is from the annotation of a GenBank genome assembly. NCBI's taxonomy places the organism in Eukaryota, Metazoa, Chordata, Amphibia, Anura, Ranidae.